GUUGAAAAUUUGCCACAGUAUUACGCUCAAGGAAAAGUCGUACAAGGAGUCGAAUUUGCUGUUCGAACGCAAUGAAGUCGAAAUGGAAUUUCUGAAUAAAAUACACAUCCAAUCGUGAAUUUAGUUCUUUGCAUUGCCCAGCUCGGGCUAUCGAAUUGUGAAUCGACAGUGGAAGAUAAUUUUUACUCACUGGCAUAAAGGAUCUUUACCCCAGUACACACUUAGCAUGGCAGAAACGUGGUCCUAGCACGUAAUACCAUUUGUAGCCUGGAAAUGGAAUUAGUACUUUUCGAUUCCCAUUUUUGCAUGGCACAGUCGUCUUAAAGCGGAUCUACGAUGUGGCAAAAGAGGAAGCUGAUUUCGGAUUCAAAAUGUACACGUUUUUCUUAGUGCAAUUCAUGAUUUUUGUCAGAGAACUCUUGCAGCAAUGAAGAGACGGGCGUGCUUUGUCCUAGUUUGUGGCUAAUUGUUUCUCGUAUUAGUAUUUGGCUCACUUCUACUUCGCCUUCGUCAAAGGCUCGCAAAGAAACGCACAAGGUAAAAUCACUGCUAACUUUCGCCAAAGGUACGCCUUCAGCAUCCAAGAUGUGAUCGACCACAACGAUGAGGUGCCGUGGGGCGGCGUCCCGGAGACGUUGUUGUCGGAAAAGCUGAACGGGCAGCUGGAGUCAGAGUGGGAGUGGCUUUUUCGCUACCUGGAAGACCUGGAGCCCACCCUGGAAGCCGCGGGGUUUCAGCUCGGUUCCAUCCAGAAAGGCAAGCCGGACACGGAACACGAGGUUUUGGGGCCCCGAAAUCAGCAGUUCGUGGAGAAUAUGCAUUGCAAAAGUAUCGUACUAGUACUAGACUACUACGCCGGCGUCCAGGACGCCGGCGAUAGGCCGUCUAGUAAAUCUAAAUGUAAAGAAGCAGGAAAAUAAAAACUUGGCGACCGAGCGUGGGGGUGAAGGCUAGUCGAAGAAGUCCUGCUAUUGGGAUUCUGCUAGCAGAAACGCGCUCACUAUUCGAAACCCUUCGGGCGGUUUUAGCAUGACAGAACGGGCCCACGCUUGCUAAUGACGCCCUUCACUAGUAGCGGCCCGCAUUAGUGGGCGCGCUCGCUUUCGUUCUAGGUAGGGCAUCUAGGUAGCAAGCUCGCCCCCACCCGGCCGCGGGCCUUGGCCUGGUCCUCCUCUUUUGGGCAAUCUGAUUUCUAGAAAGAACCACCCGCCGGGCCCCCCGGCCUUUCCACCGGCUUCUUCAUUCAUCUGCAGGGGCCUCUAAAAAAUAAAUUCCCAGGAACGAGGCCCCCCCUACUACUCAGCCCCUGUGGGGCGCCCCCUAAUCUAUACGGGCCGGCAAUAGGAGUAAGAAAAGCCGUAUUGUUGUGCUUUUUCCCGCCCGCGAGGAGGGGAUAUAUCCCCAGAGCAGACACAACCCCAGAGCAGAGAUAUCCCCAGAGAGAAUAUAUCCCCAGAGAUGCCCCCAGAGCAGAUAUCUCCCCAGAUAUAGCCCCAGAUAUAUCCCCAGAGAUGUCCCCAGAGAUGUCCCCAGAUAUGCCCCCAGAUAUAUCCCCAGAUAUAUCCCCAGAUAUAUCCCCAGGUGGGUGGGGAUGAUGCAUGAUUUUGAUAGAAUGAGAAUGAUGGAGAUGAGAUGAGAGGAACGAAUGGAAGACGAAGAUAAGAACGACGUUGAUAACGGAGUGGGUAAUUGAUGAUAGAGAUGGAAGAGACGAAGAUGAGAAAGUCCCCAGAGAUAUCCCCAGAUAUAUCCCCAGAUAUAUCCCCAGAUAUAUCCCCAGAUAUAUCCCCAGAUAUAUCCCCAGAUAUGUCCCCAGAUAUGUCCCCAGAUAUAUCCCCCGGGUGUUGCGCUUGUGCCCUUUGGGUGGUGUUUGCCUUAAACUUCGCAAGGGGCACUCCCCUCCUUUUCGUUUUCCCGGAUGUCAUCGCCCCCCCCCUACCCCCCCAAGCGGGGUCGGGGUUUGGGGGUAGCCAGAAUAGGCCUGGUAAAAACCGGCCCGGCGUUUUUUUUUUCGAUUUCCUUGAGCCAUGGGGCCCGCGGUAAAGUCCGCCGGGUUUUGUUUAUUCUGCGACGCGCGCCCCGUAGCCUUUCUUUGGCAUGCAGGCUGCCGGUCUUUGCAACGCCUCCAGCGCGGGCCGCAACUUGCAGCGCAGGCCGCGAGGGCUGUUAACAACCCCUGGGCGGCUGGCGUUGCAAGUUGCAACCUGCGCUGCAGGUUGCCACUUGCCCUCGCAAAUCAUUGCGGCUUGCGUUGCAAAGCAAAAGUUGCAAGUAAAUUGCUUACUUACCCAGCUGCGCUUGCGGCAUUUGUAUUCGCGCCGUCUAGUCAAGCUUCCUAAGGCUAUCCCCUAAGGGAUAGCCUUACGGGAAUCUUCUAAGACGGCGCGCCCCUACUAAUCAUUUUCUAAGAAACGCCCUAUAGACUAUAAGGUCGAAAAAACGGACCAAAAAUUCUCUAUUGUUAUUUUAUAAAUUGCAUCACAAAUUUUUUCGGAAGAAGAAAUGCUGAUUUGCCUAAAAAGGGAUAUUUGUCAUGCAUGAUAGCAACUACUAGCUACGAGUACGAUACUUUUGCACAGGAUAGAGAAGCACGGGGACGGCAAACUGGUGUCAAAACAAGUGGUGCGGUGGGAUUGAUCCACGACCGAGUUCGACUUUAUUGCACCUCGCGACGGUCCGGCUGGGCGUGGAGUACUAGCUUGUUCACAUGGAUGAAACUGGUUGACUCGUCCUCGCCGAACGAAGAAAUAGAAAAAUCACGAUGAAUCUAAGUAAAAAUAUACUUCAUACAACUUCUGCAGCAGGAAAAAUAUUGCUUCCAUCAUCGAAAUUAAUAGUCGAAUUCGAAAACGAUGCUCGUAAAAUCCAAAGAUGAUACUACUUGAGUUUUUCUUUGGUAUCUGUGCCUUUCGCAGAGAAUAAAUCGCAAUUUCAUUUUCAAGAGCAAAUGGAACUCGAAUUGGAAACGUAGAGGUAGAACAAAAUGUAAAUGUCAUGCAGCGUAACGCUAGUGGAAAAUUAAAUAGGUUUCCCUUUCGCCAUCAGUGAAGGCGUCGGAGGUGCUUUUUUGUACGAAAGAAAAAGAUAUGAGCGAAGAAUGUGAAUGAAAGAUGAAAUUAGGAUGUAAGAGGUUGUACUACAAAAAUUUUUCUGUCAAAAGAUGCUAUCUUCAGCAACAGAAAUUGGUUCAGCUGACUUGCUCUGAUGUCUUGUUGCAGUAGCAGUUGAUGCCCCUAGCAUGUCCAUAAUCUCCAUCCUUUUACGCAGUGUAACGAGAAGAAUCGCAAUCUAAUGUAGACGAGCGGGAGCGGUGUGAUACUGAUAUGUGCACACGGCCGCGCAGGCGCACGAACCAAGUUGGAUAGUACACGGAGCGCGAGACUGCAAUGGUGAAGACAAAACACAAACAGAAGAUGAAAAAUGACAACUUGAAGUUGUGGAGGUCGUUUAGUUUUUACGACAUGCUCGUACUGUUUUCAGGAGACAACUUUUGUAAGUUUGAUCAAUGUCUUCCGCU
Messenger RNA from Amoebophrya sp. A120, 3517 nucleotides. The record is from the annotation of a GenBank genome assembly. Lineage: Eukaryota; Dinophyceae; Syndiniales; Amoebophryaceae.